AUGGGGGACAAUGGCAAAAAGGUCGGGCUGCUAGCCUGGAAAGACAUUUUGCCAUGGCAAAAGGACAACGAGUAUAUCUUGACGGGCUACCGGCAAGUGCAAACCAACAUAUGGUCGCACCUCAUCGGCGCUCUCCAGUUUCUUCUAGGCCUCCUUCGCUUCCUGCACUUUCACUUCUCUGCUAUGACCUCGGACCGGCCCCUCAACAUGCCAGACGUUGCUGCCGUCUCUGUCUACUACCUCUGCGUCGUCGUGUGCUUUGCCCUCUCCACCGCCUUCCACACCCUCUCCGACCACAGCGCGCCCUUGCACCGCUUCGGCAACCAGCUCGACCACCUCGGUAUCGUACUCGUCAUGUGGGGGACCGGCGUAUCGGGCACGCACUUUGCCCUGCGCUGCGCGCCUGCAUCACUCCGCAUCCUGUACUUCUCCGCGGUGACGGCCACGGCCGCUGGUUGCGCCGUCUUCACGCUGCAGCCGCGUUUCCGCACGCCGAGCUUCCGCACCGCGCGCUUCCUCAUGUACUGCUUCCUCGGCGCGAGUCUGUUCGCUCCCGUGGUGCACGCCUGGCGCGGCUUCGGCGGUGGCGAAGACGGCCUCGCGGCCGUGAGCGCCGUCAUGGGCCUGCGGUCUUUUCUCGGGCUCGCCCUCGUCAACUUUGCGGGCGCGGCUGUGUAUGCGGCGAGGGUGCCGGAGCGCUGGUUCCCGGGGACGUUUGACCUGCUCGGGCAGAGCCACAACUGGAUGCACGUGCUCGUGUUUACGGGGGCGCUCAUCAGACUCAGUGGGUUGCUUGAAGUGUGCGAUGGGUGGGCGGCUGAGGGCGGGUUGGCUGUCUAUUGCCAGGGUGCGAACUGA
This is a messenger RNA of Purpureocillium lilacinum, 858 nucleotides long. The record is from RefSeq and is a predicted model, not a curated record. NCBI's taxonomy places the organism in Eukaryota, Fungi, Ascomycota, Sordariomycetes, Hypocreales, Ophiocordycipitaceae.